Molecule: messenger RNA, 2347 nt
Organism: Nicotiana tabacum (common tobacco)
Lineage: Eukaryota; Viridiplantae; Streptophyta; Magnoliopsida; Solanales; Solanaceae
Source: RefSeq, a predicted model, not a curated record
GGGUUACACAGCUCCAUUACCCCCUGGCUGGGAGAAACGGACUGAUGCUGUAACCGGGAAAACAUAUUUUAUUGAUCACAACACAAGAACAACUACUUGGAAUCAUCCCUGCCCAGAUAAACCCUGGAAGAGAUUUGAUAUGACAUUUGAGGAGUUUAAGAGAUCGACGAUCUUAUCACCUGUGUCUCAAUUAGCAGAUUUGUUUUUGGUUGCUGGUGAUACCCAUGCAACAUUGUAUACUGGUUCCAAAGCUAUGCACAGCCAAAUUCUUAGCAUAUUUAAUGAAGAUGCAGGCAAAUUUAAACAGUUUUCUGCUGCACAGAAUAUGAAAAUUACCCUUCAGAGAAGGUAUAAGAAUGCAGUUGUAGAUAGUUCUCGUCAGAAGCAACUGGAGAUUUUUCUUGGACUAAGGCUUUUCAAGCAUUUUCCAUCAAUUCCAAUCCAGCCAUUACAUGUUGCAUCUCGUCCCACUGGAUGCUUUCUAAAGCCAAUCGUGAACAUGUUCCCGAUUUCUGAUGGUGGAGCAAGUCUUCUUAGUUUUAAAAGAAAAGCAAUGACAUGGGUCUCCCCACAGGCUACCGAUGUGGUUGAGCUCUUUAUUUACCUUGGCGAGCCUUGUCAUGUUUGUCAGCUACUUCUCACUGUUGCACAUGGUUCUGAUGAUUCAACGUUCCCAUCGACAGUUGAUGUCAGGAUAGGGCGUUAUCUAGAUGGACUUAAACUUGUUCUGGAGGGAGCUUCUGUACCACAGUGUGCAAAUGGGACAAAUAUUUUGAUACCAUUGUCAGGACCAAUUAGCGAAGAGGACAUGGCUAUCACUGGUGCAGGUGCACGCCGUCAUGCCCAAGAUACUUCCACCCUUCCAUUAUUGUAUGAUUUUGAGGAACUUGAAGGAGAAGUGGAUUUUCUUACUCGUGUUGUUGCACUCACGUUUUAUCCUGCUGCGGAUGGUGGAGGCCCUAUAACUCUUGGUGAGAUUGAGAUACUUGGAGUGCCUCUUCCUUGGAGGUUCAUAUUGAAACAUGAAGGCUCUGUAACUAGAUUUGCUGAUCAAGCAGAAACCCAUCAUGAUAUUACUAACCCUUUUCUGACUGAGACCGAACACAAUCCUUUUGCUUCUGCUUUAGCCACUGAUGCACAAGCAAACUCGUCUGCUGACUUAUGGGUAGACCUUUUAACGGGAGAAAGCAGAAUUUCAGAUUCUAACAGGCAGCCGGCGACAGAAACUGUCUUCCACGGCGGAGAUGACUUGCUUGAUUUCUUGGAUGAUGCUAUUGUGCAACAACCAAAAGAAGCUAAUAGUUUUUCCAAGAGCACAUCUAAAGGGCCUACUGACAAUAACACUCAACACUAUUUAGAUUGUUUCAAACUCCUUGUUGGACCCCAAAUGGAGAGAAAAAUAAGUUACAUGGCAGCUAUGAAACUUGAAAUUGAACGCUUUCGCGUGAACCUCUCUGCUGCUGAAAGGGAUAGGGCAUUGUUGUCAAUUGGCGUUGAUCCUGCCAGUAUAGAUCCAAAUCUGCUGCUUGACGAUUCUCGUAUCGGAGGAUUGUGCAGGGUAGCAAACAUCCUUGCUUUGCUUGGACAUGCUUCUCUUGAGGAUAAAGUUACUGCUUCCAGUGGUCUUGAGUUUGCUGAUGAUAGUGCUAUAGAUUUCUGGAAUAUAGCAGGAGUGGGGGAGAUAUGUAUGGGUGGGACAUGCCAAGUUCAUGCUGAAGAUGGGCCUGUAUUGCAUUCACUCUCUGUUUCAACUACUGCACAAGCCUCUUUUGUGUGUUCUGAAUGUGAGAGAAAGGUUUGUAAAGUUUGUUGUGCUGGGAAAGGGGCUCUUUUACUUGCUAUGGUUAACUCUAGGGAGGUUGCUAGCUACAACGGCGUGAAUAGCCAGGGAGGAGCAAUCUAUGCAAACUCAGUUGAUUUAUCCUCAAAUCAUUCCAUGACACUUGAUGGUGUCAUUUGCAAAGCCUGCUGCCAUGAUGUUGUGCUUGAUGCAUUAAUCUUGGACUACAUCAGGGUUUUGGUUGGGCAGAGGAGGAAAGCUCGCGCAGAUAAUGCUGCUCAAAAAGCUGUAGACCAUGUGAUCAGAUUUACUUCGAGGAAUAAUUGCCAACUGACUCCAACAGCGUAUAUGGAAUUAUUUAAUGGAGAGGAAUCACUUGCUGAGUUUCCAUUUGCAAGCUUUUUGCACCCGGUAAUAUUUUGGAUCUAUCCCAAUCCACAUUUUAUUAGCACUUUUUAUCUUAGAAAACCUUUUGUUGUUUUGAUUUUUCAGCAACUGUAUGCUAGGUUUAUUCUUUUCAUGAAUCUGUUUAAACCAAAUGCGAAUGAUGCAGCAUCUCAUGGUUGA